AUGCUUCUGAUUGGAACAAAUAAUUGGAAGCUUGCUGUUCCUCGAAAACUACGAGAAGGAAAGUGGAACGAUCCUAUUGCGUCGAAGUGUAUACUCGGUUGGGGACUACAAGGCUCCGGCUACGCCAAGACCGCAUUCUCUAUGCACCACUGUCAAUGUAAUUGGGAAGAAAUCGAUAAAACCGUUAAAGAGAGCUUUAAUGUUGACUCUGUAACUCCAAGGACUCUUCGUUCCAUCGAUGACGAAAAGGCCCUACAAAUAUUAGAUAGUACUUGCACAAAAGUUGAUGGCCACUAUCAAGUUGGUCUCCUAUGGCGUCACACCAACCCCAUUUUACCAGAAAGCUAUAAUAGCGCAAUGAAGAGAUUGGACUGUCUGAAAUCAAAAAUAUCCCGGGAACCUGAUUUGUAUGACAAGAUUGAGCUACAGAUCAACAAUUUACUUGAGAAGGGUUACGCAGUCGAGAUGUCCAGCGCCGAAAUGAAUAUAAAACAUGAGCGCGUUUGGUACCUUCCGAUAUUUAUCACUCACAACCCAAAUAAACCAGAAAAGGUUAGGCUUGUAUGGGAUGCAGCAGCUAAAUCUCACGGAAAGUCACUGAACGAUUUCAUGGUCACAGGUCCUGACCUUUUGCAUCCCCUCACUGAAGUUUUAAUGGCGUUCCGGGUUGGAAAAAUAGCAGUUUGCGGUGACAUUGCGGAAAUGUUCCACCAAAUUCGUAUCCAGGAAGCAGAUUCGCACGCUCAGCGAUUUAUAUGGUUUAACAAAGAAACCCGAGCUCCAAGGAUAUUUGUUAUGAAAGCAAUGACUUUCGGCAUAUCUUGCGCUCCAUGCAUUGCUCAUUACGUGCGAGAUAAGAACGCGAAGGAGUAUAAACUGAAGAGUCCUCGAGCCUUUGAAGCUAUUACUGAAGCACACUAUGUCGACGACUACAUAGACAGUCUGGCCGACGAAACAGAAGCAAUCAAGGUUUCUUUAGAGGUUCGGGACAUACACGCCGCAGGAGGCUUCAAUAUAAGGAAUUGGGCAUCUAACUCCCCCGAAGUUCUGAAGCAUUUGCUGGGCGACUCGAUUACCCUACAACCGGCAAAGGAGCUCGGAGAUGCAGAGAAAGUCCUUGACUUCACCGAACUACACACCUUUGUGGAUGCCAGCGAGUUCGGAUAUGCAGCCGUCUGCUAUUUUCGAAUAGGAAAAGGAGAUGACAUCACUAUAUCAUUGGUCGCAGCAAAAAGCAAAGUGGCACCUCUUAAGCCGCUUUCCAUACCCCGAAUGGAACUACUUGCCGCUUUGACUGGCGCGCGCUUAUCUCAGAAAGUCCGUAACACACGUAACAUAAAGGCCGAUGAACACAUAUAUUGGACGGACUCAAGGACUGUUAUUUCAUGGCUGACAAUGGAUCCGCGAAAUUUUUACGCCUUUGUCAUGCACCGUGUUGGAGAAAUCAUGGAGACCACGAAUGCCAGUCAAUGGCAUUGGGUUCCAACUAAGCUAAAUGUAGCAGAUAUGGCCACGAAAUUCACAUCCAAGCCCAAUCCUGAAGAAUGGGUAAAUGGGCCACAUUUUCUCCGACAGUCAAGGGACCAAUGGCCCAAACAACCCGAUGUAUGCAACUUUCCAAAUGUUAAAUGUGACGAGAUCCGAAGAACUGUAUUGGUAAUGAGAAGGACCAGUGUAAAAGCGAUACCGUUAAACGUUGAGUGUAUUUCGGAUUGGAAGCGCUUGUACAGGGCAACCGCUACUUUCUUAUUGAAAGCGCAGCAGGAUGGCUUCAAAACAGAACUUGACACCCUUCAAUCAAGCCAAAACAUAACAAAACCAAGCGCGUUAAUCGGCUUCAACGUAUACAUUGAUGAUGAGGGCAUAAUGCGUACUCAAGGGCGGGCGGAUUCUAUAAAUCAAAACAGGGACCAGAUCGUACUGCCAAAGCAUAAUCACAUCACACAUCUUGUAGUAAAGGACUUUCACGAAAAAAACCACCAUAUGCUUCACGAGGGCACCAUUAAUCUCAUACGAAGCAUGUACUUUAUCCCUCAGUUGCGAAUCGUAUACAAAUCGGUUCGAAAAUCGUGUCAAAUAUGCAAGAAUAAUUCUGCAAUCCCGGAACCACCACAGAUGGCGUCACUCCCUCCAGCCAGAAUUGCUAGUUUCGAAAGGCCAUUUACAUACACUGGAGUGGAUUUUUUUGGGCCUAUACUGGUAACUGUAGGCCGACAUAAGGAGAAGCGCUGGGGCGUUAUUUUUACAUGCCUCACUCUACGUGCCGUCCAUAUAGAAAUAGCCUAUAGCCUUGACACUAGCUCAUGUGUAAUGUGCCUAACUAACUUUAUGUCCCGCCGCGGGACACCAAAGGAAAUAUUUUCGGACAAUGGCACAAAUUUUAGAGCAACAGAGAAGAUCGUCAAGGAGGAGCUAAAGAACAUUGACUUCGGGAAACUUGUCAUAAAAUACGACCAGAUCAGAUGGCGCUUCAAUCCACCAGCCGCUCCGCACAUGGGCGGAGCCUGGGAGCGCCUAAUUCGUUCCAUUAAACUGGUUAUAAAGUCAAUUUCUCCGAACUCCAACUACAACGACGAAAGCCUAAGGAAUGCUUUAUUAAGUGCAGAAUACGUAAUUAACUCCCGCCCUUUGACCUUCGUAUCAUUAGAGGCAGAAGACGAUGACGCAUUGACGCCUAACCAUUUACUGUUGGGAUCGGCAGAUGGCUACAAACCAACAGUCACAACUGAGUUGAACCCAAGACAACGCUGGUGCCAGGCUCAAGAACUAGCUGAUCUAUUCUGGAAAAGGUGGGUGAAGGAGUAUAUGCCAAUUAUCACUAGGCGGUCCAAAUGGUUCCCAAAACGAUCCCCGUUGGCCGUUGGAGACAUCGUAAUCAUAGUAGACGAAAAUCUUCCUAGGAACCUUUGGCCCAAGGGACGUAUUACAGAAGUAACCACAGCUAAAGAUGGUCAGGUCCGAUCUGCUACAAUAAAAACUCAACAUGGAAUUAUGGUCCGGCCAGCAACAAAAAUAGCUGUACUAGACGUUUUACCGAAAUCAAAGUAA
This is a messenger RNA of Drosophila gunungcola (fruit fly), 3048 nucleotides long. RefSeq lists its product as uncharacterized. Gene Ontology annotation, molecular function: nucleic acid binding. The transcript has 3 exons. The record is from RefSeq and is a predicted model, not a curated record. NCBI's taxonomy places the organism in Eukaryota, Metazoa, Arthropoda, Insecta, Diptera, Drosophilidae. The coding region runs from base 1 to 3048 and encodes 1015 amino acids. Gene Ontology annotation, biological process: DNA integration.